GGUAAGAGAAGCUGCUAGAAGACGUCUAGUCAGCGUUCAGUCCUGCAAAACCAAGCACCGACUCUCACUCUAAGCACAGCAAGUUCCCCCAAAUCAUCACAAAAUCAUCAAAAACCCAUUUUUGACCGAUUGAUUGAUUGGUUUGAUAGCAGAGUAGAGCAAAGCCGGAGGAGAAAACAUGGACGCGGCGAAGUUGGAAGAAUUGGAGAAAUUCAUAGAUCAAUGCAAAGCAAACCCUUCCAUUCUCUCCGACCCCUCCCUCUCCUUUUUCCGCGACUACAUCGAAAGCCUUGGGGGAAAGCUUCCACCAUCUGCUUACAAGGCUGGAGAGUAUAAGGCGAAGUCUCAUGUGGCCGAGGAUCUUGAUGAGGAUAUGGAUGAUGUUGAGGAUGAGGAUCACUCAAAGGUGGGUGCUGAUGAAGAAGAGGAGCCUGAGAUAAUCGAAUCUGAUGUUGAGCUUGAUGACACUGAAGUUGUGGAGCCUGAUAAUGAUCCUCCGCAACAGAUGGGAGACCCUUCGGUUGAGGUUAGUGAAGAAAGUCGUGAUGCUUCUCAAGAGGCAAAGGCUCAGGCAAUGGAGGCAAUUUCUGAAGGAAAGCUGGAAGAUGCAAUUGAGCAGCUUACAAAAGCAAUCUCACUCAAUCCUACAUCCGCAAUCAUGUAUGCUACCAGAGCUACCGUGUAUAUCAAAAUGAAGAAACCAAAUGCUGCGGUCAGAGAUGCCAAUGCAGCUCUGGAGAUUAACCCUGAUUCUGCUAAAGGGUACAAAUCCCGUGGCAUCGCACGAGCAAUGCUUGGCCAGUGGGGGGAGGCUGCCAAGGAUCUUCACGUAGCUUCUAAGCUGGAUUACGAUGAAGAGAUCAGUGCUGUACUGAAGAAGGUUGAGCCUAAUGCUCACAAGAUUGAGGAGCACCGUAGGAAAUAUGAAAGGCUUCGCAAAGAAAGGCAAGAUAGAAAGAUAGAACGAGAGAGACAGCGUCGCAAGGCUGAAGCUCAGGCUGCUUAUGAAAAGGCUAAGAAGCAAGAGAAGUCAUCAUCAAGUGGAAGACCUGGAGGCAUGCCAGGUGGGUUCCCGGGUGGGAUGCCUGGUGGUUUCCCUGGAGGCAGCAUGCCUGGUGGUUUCCCUGGAGGCAUGCCUGGUGGUUUUCCUGGGGGCAUGCCUGGAGGGAUGCCUGGGAAUGUUGACUACAGCAAGAUAUUGAAUGAUCCUGAACUAAUGGCAGCAUUCAAAGAUCCAGAAGUCAUGGCUGCUCUCCAAGAUGUGAUGAAGAAUCCUGCCAAUUUGGCCCAGCAUCAAAAUAAUCCAAAGGUAGCUCCCAUCAUUACAAAAAUGAUGAGUAAAUUUGCGGGACCAAAGUAGAUUCCUGGACUAGUGUAUUAUCUGGUUUUCCACACUCGGACAUCCAGGGUGUCACGCGGUAUCCAAGCUGAAAGUCAGUGUGCAUCUUUGCUUUCCAUGUAUUGCAAUAUGUCUUUACUGCAGCAGGAGUUGAGGUUUUCAUUUUAUACACUAUUUAUGUUGGAAAGUUUAAAAUUUUAAAUCUCCCAUAAUGAAGAUUAUCAAUUGAUGGGAAUGCUGCUCAGUCUUUUUGAAGAACAGUUGGCCGGUUUGUGUGGUAGAUUGUUGGUUAUACGUAGCUAAAAUCUAUUCCCUCGUGCUUUUCUUU
This is a messenger RNA of Coffea eugenioides, 1667 nucleotides long. RefSeq names its product FAM10 family protein At4g22670. The record is from RefSeq and is a predicted model, not a curated record. The transcript is spliced from 11 exons. The coding region runs from base 179 to 1360 and encodes 393 amino acids. Gene Ontology annotation, molecular function: protein dimerization activity; Hsp70 protein binding. NCBI's taxonomy places the organism in Eukaryota, Viridiplantae, Streptophyta, Magnoliopsida, Gentianales, Rubiaceae.